UUGCAGUCUCCGACAUUGUAAACGUUAUGUUGAGAUUUUGAUCGAGCAGAGCACGAAGCUGUGUCUUUUCCAGAGCAUGAUCUCCCCGAGACCCCUGAACCGUAGUAGCUACGUCUCCGUCGUGAACCAGGUCCUCGCCGUCAUCGUCCAAAACCGCGAGUUCGAUGCGAAGCUGGCCGCUUCGGCCGCGCCCAACGCGCCUCCCUGGGACACCGAAUCGGUCUCCCAAGUGCUGCGGUCGAUACCCAGAUGCUUCUUCCAGUCCCCUCGCUCCAUCGGUCGCCAGAAGACCUUCCGUCACCGAGCGCCUCUGAGACAGCGCAAUGUGAAGCGCGAGUCCGAGAAGCUCCGCGAGGGUAAGCUCGUUCUUGGUCCCGCUGCUCGCAGAGACCCCCAAAGGGUCGAGCUUGGGCUGGGCAAAGCGCUCGAGUUCUACUACUGGGUCGAGUCCUACUUCGGCUUCGUGCACAACGAGAUGACUUGUAGAGAGAUGGCUAUUGUCUUGGCUAGAGGAAAUGGGUUGAAGGGUCUGUGGGAGUUUCUUAGGACGAUGGAUAAGAGAGGUGAUGAGCUCGUCACUGCUCCCACCAUCACCUGUUUGAUAAAAGUCCUAGGAGAAGAGGGCUUCGUCAAGGAGGCGUUGGCCGCAUUUUAUAGGAUGAAGCAGUUUCGUUGCACGCCGGAUGUCUAUGCGUAUAAUACCAUUCUCCUUGCGCUUUGUAGAGUAGGGAAUUUCAAGAAGGCGAGGUUCUUGUUGGACAAGAUGGAAUUGCCGGGGUUCAGGUGCUCCCCGGAUACAUAUACAUAUACGAUAAUGAUUGGUUCGUACUGUAAGUAUAGUAUGCAAACUGGAUGCAGGAAGGCCAUUCGGAGGAGGCUGUGGGAGGCGAACCACCUGUUUCGUCAUAUGCUUUUCAAAGGUUUUGUUCCGGAUGUGGUCACGUAUAACUGUCUGAUCGACGGGUGCUGCAAAACGAAUCGGAUUGGGAGGGCAUUGGAACUUUUCGAUGACAUGAAUAAAAGAGGUUGUGUCCCAAACCGAGUCACAUAUAAUUCUUUCAUUAGAUACUAUAGUGCUGUUAAUGAGAUCGAUAAAGCUAUCGACAUGUUGAGGAAGAUCCGAAGCAUGAAUCAUGGCAUACCCACUUCGAGCUCCUAUACUCCUAUUAUUCAUGCUUUAUGCGAAGUAGGAAGAGUGAUUGAUGCAUGCAAUUUCCUUGUUGAGUUGGUUGAUGGAGGUUCAGUUCCAAGAGAGUAUACAUAUAAAUUAGUUCGUGAUUCGCUCAACUCUUCAGGAGCAAGUGGUCUGCUAGAUGGUGAACUGCAUAGAAAGAUUCAAGAUGAUAUAGGGAAAAGGCUUAGGCAGGUGAUGAAGGUGAAACCAAUGGUCACUCGCUAAUUGUUCUUACAGCUCAGCAAGAUUCACCAUGUAAGUGGAAUUGGAGGUUCCAAACAUAUGGAUCAGUCCUCGAGGUUAAAUCUUUUGUCUGAGCAAGCUAUAUCACUUCGCAAGGAGAACAGAUAAAAACAAGGAAUGAAGUUGAACAUGACCGUAUCUUGCUAAAUGCUGCCGCAUUGCGAGAGAGUUAUAUUUCUAUUGAAAAUUCGGGAAUCGAAUCUGCUCAAGCAUACAAGCUCUGUCACCAGUCACCCAUCAUUUGACUGGUGUUCUCUCUCUGUUCAGUGGAGUUUUCUGAUUUGCUUUUUAGGUUCUAUGGAUCUAUCAGCCACAAGUUUUACCCAAGAUGAAGGAGCAUAAGGAGGGAAAAAUAUUUUGUAUGGUAACUGCAAGGUCAAUGCUGGCAGGAGUGUCAAGUUCAAGGACGAACUCCUCUAUCUAUAUUUUUGCACCGUGGCUUAGAGAAAAGCCAAAGUUUCUGCUCAUUCCUCAGUUGCUAUGAGUUUUCACUAUCCUAUGGAGAGGAAAAAAAGGAAAGAGCUGUUUUCUGAACAGACGCAUUUCCCUAUUCAUGUCUUAACCAUUCACUUGAAGGGACUCAGUCGUGGUCCGCAUUGGAAUGGCGACAACUUUAGAUUCUCUGAAUAAUAGCAUGAUAACGUUAAAUAUUGGGAAUGCUGGGCUAUGUCCAUACUAUGAAUCAAGGAAAAAAAGAUCUUGUUGGCUCUUGAGUUUCCGAAUUGUGUACUGGUUUUCAUACCACUGCAAUCCAAAGGAUGUGUUGGAGGCUAUUCAAUUGUCUCACUCUGCUUGAUAAUAUAUCCACAUUUUGGGCUAUGCCUUUUCCCGCCGUA
This is a messenger RNA of Syzygium oleosum, 2253 nucleotides long. RefSeq names its product pentatricopeptide repeat-containing protein At1g77405. The record is from RefSeq and is a predicted model, not a curated record. Gene Ontology annotation, molecular function: protein binding. The coding region runs from base 77 to 1399 and encodes 440 amino acids. The transcript has 2 exons. NCBI's taxonomy places the organism in Eukaryota, Viridiplantae, Streptophyta, Magnoliopsida, Myrtales, Myrtaceae.